CUCAUAUCACGGUGCAUAGAAUCCAUCUAUCCCUCUGGCAACAACAACUUGAUCACGACACAUCAAACGCAUGGUACUGCCUACAUUUCUUCAGCGGCACCACAACCACCAUCACGACAGCAGCGCCAGUUUAGUGGCCGACGUCACACUAAACGACAUUUUGUCCCCGUCGUACUGGGUCGACAAGAAAGAUCGCGUGGGGUGCGCCGACUGUGGCCUCAAGUUCAACAACUUGUAUCGGCGGCGUCACCAUUGCCGCCUUUGCGGCGAUCUCUUUUGCAAACCAUGCGUUGUGCACACGCGUCUCGUGUGUGCCGUUACGACGACGACGUCGUUGUCCCCCAACAUCAAAAUCUGCCGCGGGUGCGCCAACAACGACCAAAACUCGCCGACGUUGACGGGUUCGGCCUCGUCCUUGGCCAUGAUGUCCAUGUUUACACGGCGACCGUCGACGACUAACUCCAAGCCCGUGAGUUGGGGUCAGCUCAGCCAAUCCUGCCGUGGCCGACUCGUGUCUGCUCCCCCGGGUACCACGGAAGAUAGCUUCACCACAUCUACGUCUUCGAGGCCCUUGAGCCACCACCACCACCAUCACCGAACGAAAAGCCAAGUUCGAGGGGGAACGACCGUAUCGACAACAACUCACCGUGCCAACCACCAACAACGAACACCCAUAGACUUGAUGCCCACGGAAUCACCCCCCCCCACCUCGCAACCACGAGCAGUACCCUCCGCAACAACCACUCGGUUGGUGGUUUUGGACGAGUCAACGUUAAGCAGCCGAUUGCUCCAGAUUGUCGACACUUCCACGGCCACCCAAACGCAGUUGGCUAGCCAGCAACAUCACAUGGUGGAAACCCUCACCAGCCAUACGGAUAUGAUUCAGCGACUGGCCCUCGCCAUCGAGCGGAUGGAGUCCAAGCUGGCUUCGCCACUCGACGAAAACAACGCGCCGUCUCCAAUCGCAGGAGCGUAGUGCAGUUGUAUAUAUAUGUACUGUAUACCUGUAGUUGAACCCUAUUUAUAUUGGUAAUUCCACCAACGACUUGUCUUUAACAUA
Messenger RNA from Aphanomyces astaci, 1060 nucleotides. RefSeq lists its product as hypothetical. The record is from RefSeq and is a predicted model, not a curated record. NCBI's taxonomy places the organism in Eukaryota, Oomycota, Saprolegniomycetes, Saprolegniales, Verrucalvaceae. The transcript has a single exon. The coding region runs from base 71 to 976 and encodes 301 amino acids. Gene Ontology annotation, molecular function: metal ion binding.